AUGCAGUGGAAAUCCCUCCUUCUGUGCAUCGCCGUGGCCGAGUCGGCCCUGGCUCGCACCCACGGCCACCAGCGCCGCGAGCACUCGCACGGCCAUGACAACGCCCACCUGGCCGCCCGCGGGGUUGUCACCGUCGUCACCGUCGAGCACGUCACCCUGACCACCACCGUCUACGGCGCCCCUCCCACCACCACCACCACCACCACCGCGGCCCCCACCACCACCGAGGACUCCUCCGCCGCCUUCGUGGAAAUCGACGCCAACGAGGACAUCCAGAUCAGCGCCAGCCUCAGCCUGUCCCUUGGCCUGGGACUGGGCGAGACCACCACCCACACGAGCACCCACACGCACGUCGAGACAAGCACCCACACCCAAACCCACCACUCCACCUCCACCUCCACCAGCACAUCCACUAGCACGCACCACACCAGCACGGCCACCGUCGCGUCCAGCAGCGCGUCCGCGACCGCCUCCUCCUCCUCCAGCAGCAGCGACUGGGCCUCCACUCUGUCCAGCGGCGACUACAGCACGGCGGGCUUCGGCGCGGUAACGACCUCCAGCGGAAGCGGGAUCGAAUACAGCGGCAACGUCGGCAGCCCAUGGGGCAGCAACAUCAUUGAGGUGUCGGCCUCGUCCGCGUCAUCCUACAAAUACGUCAUCCAGAUCAAGGGCAGCAACACGGAGGACUGGUUCGUCAGCUUCUGGAACAAGAUCGGCCCCGAUGGCGGCAUGAACGGCUGGUACGGCUACUCGGCGCUGAACUUCUCGCUCGCGGCCGGCGAGACCCGCUACGUUGCCUUCGACGAGGACUCGCAGGGUGGAUGGGGCGCCGCCAAGGGCGACUCCCUCCCCACCGACGACUACGGCGGUUAUUCGUGCACCUGGGGUGAGUUCGACUUCGGCGACACCGAGAAUGAGUCCUGGUCGGGUUGGGAUGUUAGUGCCAUUCAGGCGCAGGAGGCCGAUCAGACCGUUCAGGGUAUGCGUAUUUGCGAGUACGAGGAUAAGCAGUGCUCGUAUAUCACUUCGGGGGCUGGGGAGGUGGUUAAUGCGUAUACUUCUUCCGAGGCCUCGGUUGAUGGUAUUGGGGGGACGUUGUCGGCUGGUCCCGUGAGGUUGACGGUGGAGGUGGAUUAUAGUUAGUU
Aspergillus heteromorphus CBS 117.55 is the source of this 1145-nucleotide messenger RNA. Its product is annotated as putative allergen Asp F4-like. Gene Ontology annotation, molecular function: IgE binding. The transcript has a single exon. Gene Ontology annotation, cellular component: extracellular region. NCBI's taxonomy places the organism in Eukaryota, Fungi, Ascomycota, Eurotiomycetes, Eurotiales, Aspergillaceae. The record is from RefSeq and is a predicted model, not a curated record. Bases 1 to 1143 code for a protein of 380 amino acids.